UGAGAGUUGAGAUCUGAAAGAGACAAGGAGUCUGGGAAGAGCCUUCAAGAUAGGAAGCAACCUUAGCAAUGGACUUUUUCCCCAUUUUUUCCCAUUUUUCCCAUUCCCAUGGCCUGGGGGAUAUGGCUCUUUCAAGAUAAAGAAAAGAGCAUGAAGAGUUGUUUGAAGUGAGGCUGGAGAAGUAGGAAGGUGCCAAACCAAGCAGAGCUUUGGUGUUUUCUCAUUAGCCCAAGAGCAGUAGGAACCCAUUGAAGUAUUUAAGCUAAGUGGUAAUGUGAUUGGCUUUACAUUUCCAGAGCCUUAGUCUAGGUAUAGUAUGGAGAAUGGUUUGAAAAAGGCAAAAGUGGUUAUGAGUAAUGGAGUAACGAAAAGAAGGAAUGUUAGGAAGUGGUUGUGGAGAUAGGGAGAAAUGGAAAGACUUAACUGAUGCUUAGGAAGUAAAAUGGACAGGAUAAGUAGGAUGGAUGGGGAAGGAGUUAUCAGGGAUGAUUUACAGUUCUCUUACCUGCAUGGAUGGAUAGAUGUCACUCACUGAAUUGGGAAAAUUUAGAAGUUUGGUUUUGUACAUGAGAUGAUAUAGUUGCCUUUGAGAAAUUGAAGAGCUGUAAAAGGAUAUGUAGGGAUCUGGAGCUCAGAUUUGAUGCCUAGAGUAGAGAUAAAAAACUAGAGAUAAAUAUUCAUCUAGCAAUGAUCAUUAAAACCAUGCACAUAAACAAGUGAAGAGGGCCUGGGAUGGAGUCUUGAAUACCUACUGACCAGGUUAGGGGAAGAUGAAUCUGCACAGAAGAUCUAGGAGCAGUGUUCAGAAAGGGAGGAAACUAAAGGAGAAGAUGCUGGAGCCACAGGAGAAUGGCUUGAUUGACCUACCAGAUUAUGAGCAUGUAGAAGAUGAAACUUUUCCUCCUUUUCCACCUCCAGCCUCUCCACAGAGAGAAGAUGGUGAAGGAACUGAACUUGAUGAAGAGUCAGGGAGAGGAGUACCUGUUCCUGUACCUCCAAAGAGAACAGUUAAACGGAAUAUACCCAAGCUGGAUGCUCAGAGAUUAAUUUCAGAGAGAGGGCUUCCAGCAUUAAGGCAUGUGUUUGAUAAGGCGAAAUUCAAAGGUAAAGGUCAUGAGGCUGAAGACUUGAAAACGCUAAUCAGACACAUGGAGCAUUGGGCACAUAGGCUAUUCCCUAAGCUGCAAUUUGAGGAUUUUAUUGACAGAGUUGAAUACCUGGGAAGUAAAAAGGAAGUUCAGACCUGUUUAAAGCGAAUUCGACUUGACCUGCCUAUUUUACAUGAAGAUUUUAUUAGCAAUAAUGAUGAAGAAGGAGAAAAUCAUGGCCAUGACGUAACGGCUACCCAAUCAGGUCCCUUCUUGACAAACUCCCUGGGAAGUGAGAAUUUUGCUUCUGAGUCAAGUAGAAGCCUAACAGAAGAACAACAACAGAGAAUUGAGAGAAAUAAACAACUGGCCUUGGAAAGAAGGCAGGCAAAGCUAUUGAAUAAUAGUCAGUCCCUUGAAAAUGACUUGUUAAUAAACACACAGAGCACUGAAGAGGUUAAUACAGAUGAGGAUCAAGAGGAGUCAUUGGAUGGAUUUAGCAAAGACAUUCUAGAUAGUCCACAUGCUGCUGCCGCUGCUGCCAAUACUGUAAGUGAAGACGACGAAUUAAAAACAGAGACAACACAACUGGACCCUUCCUUUUAAAAUAUAUAGUCAUUAACUUUAUGCUUUUUCCAGAACUGUUACUGAGAUUGGAUAGGCUUCAACUAAGAGAAAAUCUAUUAACUUCUUACCCUCUAAGUUUUAGAUUAGUAUAUAUUUUGUCUACUUGGAGUGAAAAUUCUUAUGUAGUAAGACUUUCACAGAUUCCUGUUUAAAAUAUUGUAUUAUUUGUAUUUGUACUUGUUUCUUUAGUUGAGCCUGUUUAUUUAGUGUUUAUUUUUAUAUAGAUGUGACUUUAUAAAAGUGAUUAGUAGUUAAGAAGCACCUUCUGCUGCUAGAGUGCCACUGAAUGUCGUUUUCACUAAAUUGGGGAUUUUGAGAUGUAAAUGUAUAAUAAAUAUUAAUGUCCAUUAAAAAAAAGAAAUCUUA
Lutra lutra (Eurasian river otter) is the source of this 2081-nucleotide messenger RNA. It is a transcript of the gene TIPIN, whose product is annotated as TIMELESS interacting protein. Gene Ontology annotation, molecular function: DNA binding. Gene Ontology annotation, cellular component: replication fork protection complex; nucleus. The coding region runs from base 771 to 1694 and encodes 307 amino acids. The record is from RefSeq and is a predicted model, not a curated record. The transcript is spliced from 8 exons. Gene Ontology annotation, biological process: DNA replication checkpoint signaling; DNA damage response; replication fork arrest. NCBI's taxonomy places the organism in Eukaryota, Metazoa, Chordata, Mammalia, Carnivora, Mustelidae.